This is a messenger RNA of Pseudozyma hubeiensis SY62, 1128 nucleotides long. RefSeq names its product thioredoxin. Bases 1 to 1128 code for a protein of 375 amino acids. The transcript has 2 exons. The record is from RefSeq and is a predicted model, not a curated record. NCBI's taxonomy places the organism in Eukaryota, Fungi, Basidiomycota, Ustilaginomycetes, Ustilaginales, Ustilaginaceae. Gene Ontology annotation, cellular component: oligosaccharyltransferase complex.
AUGGCCAAAAACUGUGCUUGGAAAUCGCUAUUCCCCACCGGCGAUGCGAUUCGACUUCCGCGCGAGAAGAAGAAGAAGAACGCUCUCGCCGCACGGACGCUGCUGCUGCUGGGCUUUGACGUGGAAUACAACGCUUUCCAACAACCAACGGCCUUUGCUCUUUACUGCUCACCAUCAGCUUCUAUCAUUAACCUCGACAUCACAUCCAUCAUGAGGACGUCCAUAUCCUCAAUGGCCAAAUACGGCCUUCUCGCACUACUCUCGCUGCUCGCUCUCACCCAGCUUACCUGCACAUUCGCCCAACGUCAAGCCAAAGAGCAAGACUCGCUCUUCAAACAGAUCCAAUCCUCCGGCAAAGGAUUCAUCGAUGUCGACACGAACGAAUUCUCGCAGAUCAUCCAGGUGCCUCGAGACUAUGCGGUCACUGCGCUGCUGACCACCACUACUGGGAGUAUCAAGUGUCCACCGUGCCAAGCGUUCCAGCCCGAGUUCGAGAAGCUGACGCAGCAGUGGAACAAGAACAAAUCCGUCAAGUCGAAGAACGUAUUCGUCAAGGUCGAAUUUAACCGUGCUCAAGGCGUAUUCGCCAGGUAUCAGCUGCAACACGCUCCCGUACUAUACACCUUCCCGGUACCUACCGCAACCGACCAGUCACCCGAACACAUCUCUUUCGACUUUAACGCUCGAGGUUUCUCCGCCGAAGAAGUCGCCUCCCACCUCAACAAGCUGCUCAAGACCAAGUUCAGCUACAAGCAACCUUUGAACACCAAACUCAUCACAGCCACCAUCACGGGUGUCAUCACGCUAGCCGGUUCCAUCUUCUUCCUGGCACCUUACAUCCCGGCUCUGUUCUCCUCGGCAAAGCCGUUGUGGAUGAUCCUCUGCAUCGGAAGCAUGAUCGUGUUCAACUCGGGCUACAUGUGGAACUCGAUUCGAGGCGCACCGUACAUCGCGGCAGGUCAGGGUGGGAAGCCGGAGUACUUUGCGGGCGGGUUUCAGAAUCAAUAUGGGGUGGAGACGCAGAUCGUAGCGGCCAUCUAUUCGUUGUUGGCGUUCAGCUUUAUCGCGCUCACCGUGCUGGUGCCGAGUCAGAGGGAUCCGGAUCAAGAACCCGAGCUAUCCGUUUAG